Diabrotica virgifera virgifera (western corn rootworm) is the source of this 1706-nucleotide messenger RNA. RefSeq lists its product as uncharacterized. The record is from RefSeq and is a predicted model, not a curated record. The transcript has 3 exons. Bases 296 to 1333 code for a protein of 345 amino acids. Lineage: Eukaryota; Metazoa; Arthropoda; Insecta; Coleoptera; Chrysomelidae.
UUCAGGACACCGAUAUCACUGAGAAAAUUGACAAUGUAGAUCAGUCAUCGAAUGUACCAAUAGGAGAGAGUAUCGUUGGUGAAAAUGACACCGAUAUGACGGAGAAUCCUAAAAUUUUUACUCAAUUGAUGAAUGUACCAAUAGAACAAAGUAAAUGUACAUUGCUUUGUCGCUCUACUACUCAGAAUUAGACAAAUGAUGGUUCAUCAGUAACAGAAACAGCAAGACAGUUAAUGAUUGAAGUUGAUCCUAACAGUCCCACAAAAAUUUGCAUAUAAAAAAGCCUUAUUACAACAUGUUGUCUCCCAUUAAUUCUGGCGAAAGUGACGCGGAUUUAAGCGAUUUUAAUCCCACAUAUAAAGUUGAAAACGACAUCCCUAAACGCAAAAAAAAAAAUUGUUACUGGAAAAUCCUAAAAAAAUACACAGAGAUCCAUUGGUCACACAAGAAGUCCCUCAUCAAAUCUUGCCAUCUUUUAGUGAAAAAUCUUCGACGAGAGAUUCAUCAUCCUCUGAACGAGAAAGUGACGAUCAGCAGAAAUCAAAGAAACGUAUUAUGUCAACCCAGUAAAUGGAAAAAAAUAUGUGUAAAGAAAACAGAAACAAGGGGAAAAACUAUAUAUCGAAUUAACAAUAACAAACAUCUUAAAGAAUCGAGAAACAUCAAGCUAGACAUUGACCAUGCAACGAGAUUGAAACUAUUUCAAGAGUUUUUGGAUCAAGGUGACAUAAAUUUACAAAGAAUAUACCUUACUUCAUGUACGACAGAAGUGACACCAAAGUACAUGUAUAGCAACACAGAAACGCCCAGAAAUCCGAAUAAAGCUUAUCUUACAGUGGAAGGUAUUAAAGUGAGAGUACACAAGCAGUUCUUUCUCAACACUUUAGACAUUCCUGAAAAAAUUAUUCGCACUGCUUUAGCGAAGAAGACUUCAUCUGGUACAGUCACGAAAGAUAUGCGUGGACGCCACGAAAAUCAUCACACCAUCAACCCCGUUCUAAUAGAAGACAUCAAGAGGCACAUAAAUUCAAUCCCACGAGUGGAAUCCCAUUAUUUGAGAGCUUCCACUUCUCGUGAAUAUAUAGAUGGGAGCAAAGCAAUGGCUGUCCUCUAUCGAGAUUUUAAACAACAACAAGAAACUGAUCAUAAGGAGGCAGGCACUUAUCAUACAUAUUAUCACGUGUUCAACAAAGAAUUCAAUAUUUCAAUUCAUACCCCUAAAAAAGAUCAAUGCGACCUUUGUGUUGCCUAUGGUAAUGCAGAUCUAUCAAGUCGAGAAGAAAUGGAGGAGAAAUAUGCCAAAUAUCAUGAAGAGAAACUGCGGACAAACUAGGCAUAACCCCAAAAAAUAAAGUAGUAGUUUACGACCUGCAAGCAGUGUUCCAUUGUCCCAAUGGUGAUGUAUCUUCAUUCUAUUAUAAAUGUAAGAACAAUUCGUACAAUUUCACAAUGACGAAGUUGUCAAACCCACAACAAAGCAAGUCGGCGUACGGCGAUGUCCACGGUUUUUUGUGGACUGAAGUCACAGCUAAACGCGGUGCGAAUGAAAUUGGAUCCUGUGUGCUCCAAUAUUUGAAAAAAUGCAGUGAUCAAAGUCAGGAACCUUUGGACAUGAUAUUCUUAUCUGAUAACUGCUGCGGACAACAGAAGAACAAAGGAACCCGCACAAACCUUAUGGAAAUUAGGUCCCAGUGGAUUUCGUUCAU